AUGAUCGGGGUGGUAAAAAUGGUCGAGAUGGCAGUUGUCCUUGCGAGCGAAGGGUCAGACUCCUUGGAUCGGGUCAAGGAGCUGGAGUCGGAGAAGGCAACUCUUGUGGCCAAAUCCUGUAAACUGAAGGCUGCUCUUGAACGCUCUGAAGAGAUGUUUCGUGAGCAGUUCGACGUGUUGUCGGGGGAGAAGGAGAGAGCCGACAAAGCUCUUGAGGAAAAAGACUGCCUCCAGCUUGAUAAGGAGCGGUUGGACAAUGACAACCAACAACUGUCGAGGGAGGUCGAAGACCUGAAGGCUAUUCUGCUGCCCGCGGAGGACGAGCCUGAAGGGAUGGCUGACUUACGCACGCAUUCUAACUUCAUCGCUCGCAUUCAACUUCUGGAGUCAGACUGUGUUGGCGCUUUGGCCGAUGGCUUUGAGUUUGCAGUGAAUCAACUGUCCGUGUUAAAUUCAGGGUUGAAUAUCGAAGGGACUAGGGUUCUAUCCCAGGUUGUCGAUGGCCGGGUUGUGCCCCCUCUUGACUCUCCUGACGUCGACGUUGGUACUCCAGGGAGUGAUUGA
This is a messenger RNA of Vicia faba (fava bean), 564 nucleotides long. Lineage: Eukaryota; Viridiplantae; Streptophyta; Magnoliopsida; Fabales; Fabaceae. The record is from the annotation of a GenBank genome assembly.